Lampris incognitus (smalleye Pacific opah) is the source of this 4361-nucleotide messenger RNA. It is a transcript of the gene dpf2, whose product is annotated as double PHD fingers 2. Gene Ontology annotation, cellular component: nBAF complex. Bases 17 to 1258 code for a protein of 413 amino acids. The transcript is spliced from 12 exons. The record is from RefSeq and is a predicted model, not a curated record. Gene Ontology annotation, biological process: nervous system development. Lineage: Eukaryota; Metazoa; Chordata; Actinopteri; Lampriformes; Lampridae.
AUUGUAUUAAGGCAAGAUGGCAGCUGUUGUUGAGAAUGUUGUCAAACUGCUGGGAGAGCAGUAUUACAGAGAUGCCAUGGAGCAGUGUCAUAAUUACAAUGCCAGGCUUUGUGCUGAGAGGAGUGUCCGAAUGCCGUUCCUCGAUUCUCAGACAGGUGUGGCUCAGAGCAAUUGCUACAUCUGGAUGGAAAAGAGGCACAGAGGACCAGGCAUGGCUCCAGGACAGCUCUAUACCUACCCAUCCCGGAGGUGGAGGAAGAAACGGAGAGCCCACCCACCAGAGGAUCCUCGACUCAUCUUCCCUCCUCUGAAGUCAGAGCUAGAUUUGGGGUUGAAGAAAGAUGCCAUGUUGUCGUCAGAUGGCAGCAGUCUAGAAGCCCUGUUGAAGGGGGAGUCCUUGGACAAGCGAGGUUCCACUGAGGUCCGGGGGUCUGAGGAAGAACCCAACCUGAGUGACUAUAGUGGAGGCCUGAAUCCUGCGUCCCGGAUCAGAAAGAGAAUUCUGGAGCCAGAUGACUUCCUGGAUGACUUGGACGAUGAAGACUAUGAGGAGGACACACCUAAAAGAAGGGGCAAAGGAAAGGGGAAGGGUCGAGGAGUGAGUGGCAACCGAAAGAAGCUGGAUUCAGCAGCACUGGAGGACCGGGACAAGCCGUAUGCCUGUGACAACACUAUCAAACAAAAGCAUAUUUCAAAACCUUCUGAAAGAGUCUGUGGAAAGCGCUACAAGAACCGUCCAGGUCUGAGCUAUCACUAUGCCCACUCCCACCUGGCAGAAGAGGAAGGGGAGGAGAAGGACGAGAUUGAGAUCAGCGAGCCUGCCCUGCCCCUACCCGAAGAACCUAAAACUCCAAAGAAAGGGCCAGACGGUCUUGCGUUGCCCAAUAAUUACUGUGACUUCUGCCUGGGAGACUCCAAAACCAACCAUAAGACUGGCCAAUCAGAGGAGCUGGUGUCUUGCUCUGACUGUGGACGCUCAGGCCAUCCAUCCUGCCUGCAGUUCACGCCUGUGAUGAUGGCUGCCGUGAAGACCUAUCGCUGGCAGUGCAUAGAGUGCAAGUGCUGCAACAUGUGUGGCACCUCAGAGAACGACGACCAACUUCUGUUUUGUGAUGACUGUGAUAGAGGCUAUCACAUGUACUGUCUCAGCCCACCCAUGUCUGAACCGCCGGAGGGGAGCUGGAGCUGCCAUCUAUGUUUGGACCUUUUGAAAGAGAAGGCAUCCAUAUACCAGAACCAGAAUGCACCCCCGUCGUGAUGGCUGCCCACCUGCACUUUUUUUCACCACCGUCCCGCCGCAGUGUGGUUGUCCUUUGAAAAAAAAACGAUACCUCCCCUCUCACCAGUAGACUCAGGAGGGAUGCAUUGCAGAAGCGAUAAUAAAUUGUGAAAAGGGAAGUAUACCUUACCAAGCAGGCCUCUUUUUGCUUCAGAUAUGACUGUUACACAGUUCAAAGCUCAGAUUAAGACCCAGAGAUGUUUAUCGUACUGUUUGCCAUACAGCCAUCUCAAUCAGUACUAAAGUAGACCCAUACUCACAGCAUAAAUAGCCAAACUAUCGUUACAUCUUUCUUUUUUUUACACACGCGACUGCUAAAAUCCUGCCUCUUUCCUGCAGUGUACUGAUUUUGCGACUAGAGCAGAAAUAAAGCUUGUUGGAAUCAAGUAGCAUGCCAAUGCUUGCUCAUGGUAAAAGUAACAUUUUUUUUUAAAAUAUUUAUAUAUUUGUAUAGCAGAUAAUGAUGUGAACUAUGUAGGAGUUGAAAAGAGAAUAGUCAUGUUAUGGUCUUCAUUAUUAGUGCCCAUCUUUAUUAUGGAAGAAAUAUUCCACCACCAUAUUCUCUACUGUAGCAGCGCUACUAUACAUAAACGUGAUUAGUUUAAAAGAACUACGAGAUCGCCUAAAACUACCUGAAUGUUACUCUGCCUCGGCACAGUCACAGGCAACAGCCAGGUGUUAAACAGGAAAUGGUAAUAAUAAACUUAAUCAGAGUUGGCUCCAAUUAACUGAAGGUAUUUCGGGACACCAGGGGUCUCAUUUAUAACCGUUGUGUACGCACAAAACGGAGUCUGAAAGAGGCGUACGCCACUUCCCACGCAAAAUUUGUGAUCUAUAAAAACAAACUUGGUGGGAGAAUGUGUGCAUCUGUACAUAAAUGCAGAUGGUGAGGUGGUGAAUUGAAGCCAGAUUGUGUAAUGAUGCCUCUCACACAUUUAAGUCCGAUUGUUUUUUUGUUUUGUUUUUUUUGUUUUUUUGCUGCACUUCAUUUUCGGCUUUUGUGCACACGUACACUUUUAGUAAGGCUCUUACGCACUGUUUUAUACAUGAGACCCCAGGUUAGCUAGGUAGCUACGACACUCUUACAGACUGGCAAAGGAACAUUAGCGUGUUCAGUACUGGCUAAGUCAGUACGGCACAGAGCUGUCCUAAGCUUAUGAUCAGAGAUCAGUGCACAUGAAUGUGCAUUUAUAAAGUCCUCUGACAUCUGCAGCCUGGCCGUUCUUUGCGCUAGUCCCAUUGAGCCCCAUUGAAUUGCAGAGUGAAAGAGAAAACUUGAUGCUGAUCCUGAAAUGAAAAGCAGUGCUAAAAUCUGCACACCUGGCCCUGCUUUGAGACAAUGGAGAAAGAUGAUUCUGAUUGUUAUACUUAGUUUUACAACCCAACCAGUCAGGUCAAUGAGACGUAUCCUCGUUUAAAAAUGCAAAACUCUCAGCAGUUCUGGAAGAUAACUUCACACUGCUGACACCAACACACACACAACACAGACACACUGCAUUCUGUCACUGUGUUGUAUUAGUUUGCUGAGCGUGCUCAGUUUGACCAUAUCUAAAGCCUAAUUUUUGUGUAUCUGAGGACUAUUGUGAGCUUUCAGUUGUACACUGGAUGACAGUGUAAAAGCAAUAUAAGAGAUGGGGUUAUAUGACAGGGACUGGUGUGGCAGUUUGUUGUUGCUAUUUUGCCAGAAAUGUGCUAUAGACUUUUUUUUUUAUUGAGGAAAAUGCUAUCAGAGAUUGAGGCCUACGAAGGUAUAUAUGGAUUAUUGAUUCUUGAUAUGUAGAGUGUCUAUUGUGUCAACAUGUAUGAUGUUAUGGGGAGGCACCUCUCCUUGUACCUGCUUUCAUAGUUUCAUUCUGGAAAGAUUUUCCUCUGUGGCAGGGCUUCAUGAAAAUGGCUGGUUGAACUGCAAAGCAGUUAUGUUACCUCAAACAAAAACAGUAUUUAAAAGGGUUGAUCCAGCUUGUAGACAGAAGGGGCGGAAGGGCAGAACAGUCAUGACAGACGUAGCGUCUGCUUUAAUAACAGUAUAGUCAACAAUCGGAGCAAUGGUCUGCAGUCUCACGUGCGAAACAGUUUCGCCAGCGUUAGCUUGGCCAAGUCGUUAGGAAGUUUGGUAGUAUAAAUUAGCCGUGCUAUUAUGAUAUUUCAAUAGCCAACUAACAGAAUGGAAGCAUUACUCAAGUAUUACUUCAUUUUCUCAUCACAUUUAAAAUGUACUGUUAUUUAGAUUCCGUGGCUGUUCAGAUAUUUUUACUGUUUUUGGUUGUUUUUGUAUUCACCAAUAUAAUGACUUAGCCGACGUGGAACAUUUGGAGACUUUAAAGGAAAACGCUUUCUGCUCAAUGCUUCCUGUGGUCCUGCAUAGUUUAGCUGAUACUCGUGAAAGUAAACAAGUCUCUUCCACAUCUAGAAACCAGAGUUGGAACUUUGUUGAUGAUAGCAAUAUAAUGUCAUCAUCAUCAGAUGUGGAGCAGCUGAAUCGACUAUAAAUCGGAGAUUUUUGUUUUCUUCAAACAUACUCGCUUCAUUUCUUGUUAAUGGCAGCGUUACAGUGACAUGAAGCUCAUUUGAAAUGACAAGCUCAACCAGCGACUCAAUGAGCCGGCAAAGCCUGUAUCCCAACUCAUUGUAUGUGACCCCCCCAUUCCACACUUUUCUUCUUUCCUAAAGACGGCAUAGCUGGAUGAAGUAGUCGGCACAUCUUCAGACAGCCUUUUUAGUUGAGACGCAGUGCAGCAGUAAACCAUAAAACAAGAAUGAGGUUGAUUCCACACAACUGGAAGGUCCUCACUGAAGUCCAUUUAUUAGCACAGAGUCAGACGCAUAACUGCACCCAUGAGCAUUAAAGUGUUUAGAGAUCGGGCCAUUUUUUUUUCUUUUUGGGACGUCUGCUUGUGAUUUAAUCUCCGGGCCCGAAGGUUUAUAGGGAAUUGUUUGUGUCAGCAAAUUUCGACAAACCCAAGAUAAUAGGGUGACAUAGUAGGUGAACUCUCUUCGGGUGGACUUCCACUUUAAUUUGGAUUGCGAUGGAAUGUUUUCCUUAUUGUAUGAAAUUGUCUUUUUCCCAGGAAAAUAAAAUACU